Messenger RNA from Dovyalis caffra, 2154 nucleotides. The record is from the annotation of a GenBank genome assembly. Lineage: Eukaryota; Viridiplantae; Streptophyta; Magnoliopsida; Malpighiales; Salicaceae.
AUGGCUGCUAGUCUUUCUACAGCUUUAGAUGUCCAUUUUACAAUACCACAAUCAGAUACAAAGAGGCCCAUUUUCUUCACUUCACCAAUCAGGCAAAACCCCACCAAGAAAAGGUUCACCAUUUCUUGCAAUUCUUCCACCUCGAAAACAUCAUCCUCUACACAACCACCACAAAAUCUCUCAGAAUCACCCAGCCCCCAAAACCCUUCUUUGUCUGACCAACUCAAGCCUCUCUCCACAACCACUCUCUCCUCCAAAGACCACCAAGCUCAACUCUUGUCCAAACCCAAGUCUACAUGGGUCAACCCCACAAGACCAAAAAGGUCUGUGCUUUCACUUCAAAGGCAAAAGAGGUCUCUUUACUCUUACAAUCCUCAAAUUAAAGAGUUGAAACUCUUUUCAAAGAAGCUAAAUGAUUGUGGCUCUGGUGAGGAUGAGUUUGUGUCUGUUCUUGAGACAAUCCCAUACCCACCAACUAGAGAAAAUGCUCUCUUGAUACUCAAUAGCUUGAGACCAUGGCAAAAGGCUCAUCUUUUCUUCAAUUGGAUCAAGACUCAGAAUUCGUUCCCGAUGGAAACUAUAUUCUACAAUGUCACAAUGAAGUCUUUGAGGUAUGGGCUGCAGUUUAAUAUCAUUGAGGAGCUUGCAAAUGAGAUGGUAAGCAAUGAAAUUCAGCUUGAUAACAUCACUUACUCGACUAUUAUUACCUGUGCUAAAAAAUGCAGUAGGUUUGAUAAGGCUGUGGAAUGGUUUGAAAGAAUGUAUAAAACUGGAUUGAUGCCUGAUGAAGUCACAUAUUCUGCUAUUUUAGAUGUUUAUGCUAAAUUAGGCAAGGUGGAAGAGGUGUUAAGUUUGUAUGAGAGAGGGGUAGCUAGUGGGUGGAAACCCGACCCUAUUACAUUCUCUGUAUUGGCAAAGAUGUUUGGUGAAGCUGGAGAUUAUGAUGGCAUUAGGUAUGUUCUGCAAGAAAUGAAGUCUCUAGGUGUCCAGCCUAAUUUGGUUGUGUAUAAUACAUUAUUGGAGGCAAUGGGCAAGGCAGGGAAGCCUGGCUUGGCUAGAAGUUUAUUCGAGGAGAUGGUGGACUCAGGGCUAACCCCGAAUGAGAAAACAUUAACUGCACUGGCUAAGAUUUAUGGUAAGGCUAGGUGGGCUAAAGACGCAAUGGAAUUAUGGGAACGAAUGAGGACAAAUAACUGGCCAAUGGAUUUCAUUUUGUAUAAUACGUUGUUGAAUAUGUGCGCAGAUGUUGGCCUUGUGGAGGAGGCUGAGAUGUUGUUUGAGGAUAUGAAGAGAUCAGAAAAAUGCAGGCCAGAUAGUUGGACUUUCACUGCUAUGCUGAAUAUUUACGGGAGUGGAGGGAAUGCUGAUAAGUCGAUGGAGUUGUUUGAAGAGAUGUCUAAGUUGGGUAUUGGGCUUAAUGUAAUGGGGUGCACUUGUUUGGUUCAGUGCUUAGGGAAGGCUAGAAGAAUUGAUGAUUUGGUUAAGGUUUUUAAUGUUGCGGUUGAUGGAGGGGUUAAGUUAGAUGAUAGGCUUUGCGGUUGCUUGCUCUCUGUUGCAUCACUAUGUGAUGAGAGCGAGGAUGUAGCUAAGGUCCUAGCUUGUCUGCAGCAAGCUAAUCCAAAGUUGGUUGCCCUUGUGAAAUUGAUUGAAGAUGAAGAAACUAGCUUUGAGACUCUAAAAGAGGAGUUUAGGGCUGUUGUCAGUGACGCCGCAAUUGAAACAAGAAGACCCUUUUGUAAUUGUUUAAUUGAUAUCUGUAGGAAGAGAGAUCUUCACGGAAGAGCACAUGAGUUGCUCUAUCUGGGAACCCUUUAUGGAUUGUACCCAGAUUUACACCACAAAACUGUAAAAGAGUGGAGUUUGGAUGUCCGCUCGCUGUCUGUUGGUGCAGCUCACACUGCACUUGAAGAGUGGAUGGGGACUUUGACCAAAUUCGUGCAGCGAAAUGAAGAAUUGCCCGAGUUAUUUUCAGCUCACACUGGUACAGGAACUCACAAGUUCUCUCAAGGACUAGCCAAUUCCUUUGAUUCCCAUGUGAAGAAACUUGCAGCUCCAUUUAGGCAGAGUGAAGAAAGGGCUGGUCAUUUCGUGGCAACGCGGGAGGAUUUAGUAACUUGGUUGCAAUCGAGGAUUCCGUCCUCUGUUGUAGCAUAA